AUGGGCGAACCGAAUCCCAUAGGAGAUAACUCGAUCUUUGGGAUAUCCUACAUCUUCCAACCUCUUCUAUGGGAGCAAUGGUGGUCGAUAGACCAGUUAGUCUCGCUUGGUUUGUCUGAAGACAGGAGCAGCACGGCAAACGGCGUCUACCAGCAGACUGGUCCUCUACUCGAUGGCUUUAUAUAUCGCUCUGAUACCAGCUCGACCGACCAUUGGAAUGACACCAGCCCUGUGACCGACUACACCGAGCUGUUGAGUAGCCCCGGUCCUGUCACGAAGUACACCGCUCCAUCUUCAAAUUCUGAGGACAUGGUUUCCGAGGAAUUACCUCCCAUUCAGGGCUACUGGCAUCCACCCUCGACACCAAAGAAACCGAGUCGAAAGCGGAAGCGCGACUCUAAUAAGCUUCCGCCUCGCAGUGCCGCUAGACGAAGUUCAUCGGGUGACGAAGGCAUCAAUCCACAGAAAGAGAAGAAGGUGAAACAUUCAACUGUUCGCCGCAAGAGCAAUCCCAGCGGCAACGGCGCUCAUUUAGCCCAACAGCGCGACAGGCGCAUCAAGGUGAUCCAGGAACGGAACCGAAUCGCAUCCAACAAGCUCCGGGUCAAGAAGAGCGAAGCCUUGCUGAGACUCAAGUCUAGUGAGCAGGACAAAGAGCGCAUCCACCGUGACCUGUCCACCUGCGUGGCCGACUUGACCCUCGAGGUAUACGAGCUCAAGAUGCAACUUCUACAGCAAUCGGGGUGUAACUGUGCCCUCAUCCAGAACUAUCUCGUCAAUGAGUCCCAGCAAUAUGUACAGGCGUUAAACGAGAAGCCUCAGCGAGAGGCCUCAGCGAGAGGCCUCGUAUCUGCAGCCGUAGCAGGCCGUAUCCAUGCAGAUAUUCCUCCCCGGGUCUCACCUCGCCGUCGAUGA
Messenger RNA from Ilyonectria robusta, 915 nucleotides. RefSeq lists its product as uncharacterized. Gene Ontology annotation, biological process: regulation of DNA-templated transcription. Bases 1 to 915 code for a protein of 304 amino acids. The transcript is spliced from 2 exons. The record is from RefSeq and is a predicted model, not a curated record. Gene Ontology annotation, molecular function: DNA-binding transcription factor activity. NCBI's taxonomy places the organism in Eukaryota, Fungi, Ascomycota, Sordariomycetes, Hypocreales, Nectriaceae.